Bombyx mandarina (wild silkworm) is the source of this 693-nucleotide messenger RNA. RefSeq lists its product as uncharacterized. NCBI's taxonomy places the organism in Eukaryota, Metazoa, Arthropoda, Insecta, Lepidoptera, Bombycidae. The record is from RefSeq and is a predicted model, not a curated record.
AUCGCCUAAAAUUUAAGCACAACUUUAAUAUUUUCGCCUGUGAUAACUCGUGAUCAUAUAAAAAUGAAAUUCUUCAUGAUUUUCGUCCUCGCUCUGCUGGCUAUGGCCAACGCUCAAGACCCCGUUAAGGUAGUGGAAAACGCUGACUCAGUUCGUGACGCGAAAAAACGUUACGGUGUGAACGUCGUCGAUAAUAAUAAUCCUGGACACGUUAACGUGGUCGACAAUAACCAUCCGGGUCACGUUCUCAUCUCAAACCCGGAUCCUGGCUUUUCUCGGCCCGUAAUCGGUCAACCCGGAUACGUGCCAAUAAGUACUGGACCAGCGUACGUAAACCGGCCCUACAACAGACCCCAGAGGCCAAUUGUGAUCAAUGACCCCGAUCCAUUCUUUGCCCAGCCUACUGUAGGAAACGGCUACGAACCUAUUGACAACCGCCCGUACAUCGUUAAUCCUCCCAAAGAUUACAACCCUAAUGGAAACGGCUACGAACCUAUCGACAACGGUGCAUAUUACGUGGACCCUCCCCAAGGCCGACCUUACUUCAGGCCUACCCCUUUCCCUGGUGCUCGCGUUGGAAAGUAAAGAAUAUCUUAGAAAAUUAAUAACGAAAUAAUGUAUUAACAAUAUAUUUCAAAAUUUCAUAUGAAUUUAUGUCAACGGAAUAAAUAAAUAAACAUAUUGUAGUGCUUA